Molecule: messenger RNA, 576 nt
Organism: Neoarthrinium moseri
Lineage: Eukaryota; Fungi; Ascomycota; Sordariomycetes; Amphisphaeriales; Apiosporaceae
Exons: 3
Coding region: 1-576 (191 amino acids)
Biological process (GO): magnesium ion transport
Cellular component (GO): membrane
Molecular function (GO): magnesium ion transmembrane transporter activity
Source: RefSeq, a predicted model, not a curated record
AUGCACGCAGUGGGUGAGCUCUUCAACUUUACCGCCCACACGUUCGCCCCCGCCGUAUUGGUUACACCUCUUGGGGAGCUGAGUGUGCUCACGGGUACCGCACUCGGUACAUAUUUCUUGAAAAAGCGGCUUAAUGUCGUCGGUUUCCUUGCCUUCUGCAUCUUCACCGCAGUCUAUUGCUUGUUCAUGAUAUACAAGGUCUGUCCUCACUACGGCAACGCUAAACCUCUUUAUUAUUUGUCAAUGGGUGCCGAAACCGGGGCUGUAUCCAUAAUGGCACUGAAGGCCUUCGGCAUCGCCGUUAAGUUGACAAUUGCCGGCACCAACCAAUUUCUUCACAUCUCAAACUACAUGUUUGGCAUUUUCGCCGCUGGAAGUAUCAUCGUGCAGAUGAAAUGCUUCAAUAAGGCACUCAGCGUUUAUCCGCAGUCCAUUGUCAGUCCCGUCUACUACGUCACCUUCACGUCCGCCGUGCUCGUAGCUUCUUUUAUCCUCUUUCAAGGAUUCAAUGUGGCAGACAAUGCCAAAUUAAUUCCAUUGCUUGACGGCUUUCUUGUUACAUUUUCUGGUGCAUAA